Molecule: messenger RNA, 4428 nt
Organism: Trichobilharzia regenti
Lineage: Eukaryota; Metazoa; Platyhelminthes; Trematoda; Strigeidida; Schistosomatidae
Source: the annotation of a GenBank genome assembly
CAUAAGUUAGGGAAUGUAUUAGUUUUGUGUAAUCACAGGAAUAUCUUUGCGUCAGAGCUGGAACAAUUACGGAAUUCACUGAAUGAUGGAUUAGGGUCUGCGGAAAUAAUAUCUAUCAGUGAUUACUUGCCAGAUGAUUCGAAUUCCCGACUUAAGUUAACCUCUAGAAUUUCCAAUCAUAUACGCGUUAUUUUACUUGACCUAAUUUCUUCACAUGAGACGGUUGUCUUUUUUAUCUCAGCAUGCACUUCAAACUUAUGUGGCUGCUUGCUAAACACUCCUGAGUCAGAUCUAAACCCGGAAACUGAUGUUUCAAGGUCGUCCUUCAGACUCAGUAUUUCCGAAAAAUGCUGCUGGAUGAUCGAGGAACUGUACAAACCCUAUUCCAUAUAUGAAUUAGCCGCUCUUUUUGCUGGUGGAGUUAUGCCAAGUGCUUCUAGGUGCAAGCAUGUGUUCUAUUUUUUCAAGAGAUCAUUGAUAAACAGUAAAGAGUCACUGAAGCGACUGGAUGAACUGAAAACAUUACUUUCCAAUAAAGGAUUAAAUGUAUACGAAUAUGAAGAUUACAAAUCGAUUCGAUUUAUUAUGAUGAAUGAGAUAAUCAAGUUGAAACAGACUUUGACAUUAAGAUUACCUAAUUCUGAUGAUAUGCUGAAUAGUGAACAAAACUCAGAAUAUAUUUCAUCAAGGCAAUUAAAUGAAUUAGAGGAUAUUUUAGACCAAUUCUGUUUAUCUGCUUUCACAGAUAAAAGUGACACAGAGAUUUCAAUGGAUUCUAUACUAGAUUUGUAUAAACUUGAAGAUUGGAGCUCUAAACUUAAAAGAAGUAAUCAAAGAUUUAGACAUAUUAAUGAAAACACACAACGCAGUUUAUCAGAUAAUCGAAUUCUUUUAUUAACUGGUCAACCUGGUGUAGGAAAGUCACGAUUUUUAAUGAAUUGGUUGGAUAAACGCAAGCUGAAUGGCUUUAACACACUGAACUCUGGUGAUAAUAAAUUAACUACACAGAUAACUAUUAAAACUCCCAGCGAAAUUGAUCAUAGCGGAUAUAAAUUCAAAAAUGAAUCAAGUAUUAUUGUUAUUGAAGAAUUUAUAGAAGCAAAUAAAUGUAAUUCAGAUAUAUGGCAAUUAUUAGAUGAUUUAAAUUCGAAGGCGAGAAAGGCAAGGUGUAAAGGUGAAGAUUUUACUCCUAACUUGGGAACUACAUUGUCUGCGUUAACCAGUGAACAAGAAGAUUUUGAAAGAGCACGUCAACUUCGACAACUUGGUUCUCGUUUCUUUGCUUCAUUGAAUCCGAAUGCAUCAUAUCACAAGGGAUCAUAUCCACCAAUUGUAGUUAUUAUAGAUGGUAUGGAGUGCCUUGAAGAUCCAUUAGCCAAAACACCUGAAGGAGUUAAAUGUAUUGACUGGUUAUUCAGUUGUCAUGUAAAGAAUGCAGAAAUUAAUCUACUUGACUAUGGAGUAAUAAAAGCCAAUGGACUGCCGAUCGUUCCCCAUCGAACUCGUUUCAUUCUUACCUGUUCUUCAUCCCAUUAUAUAAGUCAUCAGUUAACUAAAUGUCCAUUUAUCACUACUAUGGAAUUUCCAAUGCAUUUCAAGCAUAAAGAAGCCUUGCUACAUGCUAAGCCAGAACCAACAACAAUUGGAAGUCUUGAAGAGGCUUCAGAAACUGCCAAAGAAGAAACAGAGAAACAAAACACUUAUCAGUCAACAAGCUUAAUUUCAUUAUUUCCUAAUCUAUUCAAUAAUGGUGUAUAUCACAACUUUGGAGAUCCAGUGAAAGUCAGGCAUCAAGAGAAAUCAUUCUCAUCAGUUUCUAACAAUACUGAAAUGAUAGAAACACAUUUAAUGAAUCCUAUUCUUGUAAAAUUAUAUGAAAAUUGGUGUCUAAGACAUAAUGCUCUUGCACGGAAUCUAUUUAUUCAUGAACUACAAGCAGUUCUAUACAAUUCUAAUUCAUCGCCUGGUCCAGAAGAAAUGUCAAAUACUGACGAUUAUAUUGAACGUUUAUUAGCUACUCAAUCAGUUAGACAAUUAAUCUUAUGCUUAUUACAUAGAUGGUCAAUUGAAUUUGAAUGUUAUGUAAUCAGUGUGGAAGAAGACAUGCUGCAUCUGUCAUCCUCAUCUGCCUCAUCGUCUUCAUCCUCGUUAUCAACAACUUUAAUAGGCUCAAAUGUUGUAAAGGGUGAUAUUUCUCAUCAGUCAUUAUCACCAGCGAAUAAUAGUAAUCAUGCUGAUGAUGAGCAGGAGGAUAAAAAGUCCAGUGAAGUACACAAUAUUGACUUUAAGUCUUUAACACGAAAAGCUAUGACGCAACUAUCCAAAGAUUGGACUAUUGGUUGGGUUGGAAUUGUAUUCCAUACAAUAUUAGCUGCUUCUAAAUUUACCUGGUCUAAAGAAGAUUUAUAUUCAUGUGAAGAUGAAUUGUAUGGUUUCAAAUUUCAAGAUAUUUUAUAUAUUCUAAAUCAUAUCCAUUUAUCUGAGACAUGGGUCAAUCAGUGUAUCCUACCGUCGACAGUAUUAGCUUUACAAUCACCUCUGAUAGGCUUUUAUUGUUUACGUCUUUUUCACCGUGCUGGUGUUUUUUCAUCGAAAACAGGGGGUGCAAUCUUGCGUUCAACUAAUCUUCAUGGCUAUCUGAAAUUUAAUCAUGAUAUAAUACAUUCAGUGAUGCGACAAAUGCUUGCACGUGAUAACAGUGCUACUGGUGUUCAACUUCCACUGCCUACUACAGCAUAUAAAUGGUGUAAAGAUACUACUGAUACGACUGAUAAUACCUUAUCAAGUAUAUUGAUGAAAAAUUAUCCAGAAAAGGCAUUGCCUACAUCUAGUCAAUCUCUUUCAUCACAUUCACUCUCACUGAUUGAAGAUAAUCUAUACAAAUCAAAGCCUAAGAUCACUUUUCAAAAAAUUGGACAUAAAAUUCAAGCUAUUCUUUCGCUAACAGAAUCUGGUAAUACUGAAUUAUAUGGGAGUAAUGAAAAGAAAUCUACCAGUCUAAGGAUUAAUAACAAUGACUAUGAUCAUGAUGAUGCUGUUAACGACAAUAAGCAUCCUAUGUUAGUACAAGUUAUACGCGAACGUGUAGUUUCAACAUUUAAGCCUACUUUACACAUGAUACCUGAUAUCUUUCAAAUUUUACUCAAAUCCAAUGAGCUAUUGUCAAGUAUGAAUUCAAAAAAUCAAUCUAUAAGUGUUUAUCGUUCCAACACUCGUCAUUUGAUUUUAUCAGUUGAAGUAUUGAACAAGCUUAUUAGACAAUUAUCGAAUCGUAGUUUAACGCACCUCUUUAUAUCACGAUUAAUCAGUACACAAAUUGAAAUGUUAUCUAAAGUGAAUCAUUUAAUUGGUGUUAAAAUACUAUUGAAUAACAUAGAAUAUAUUCUGCUUCAUCCAUGGUUUCUUCUGUGUUAUGCUUUUCCAGCAUAUGAAACUGAGAUAUUUACUGGUUCUAUUCUAAAUGCCCACCUGUUAGUUAGAUUUUGGCAAUUUAUUCAACAUUCAUUACAGUUGAUUCAUAAAAAGUCGAAUGAGAAUACUGACUCUAUACUAUUAUCAUCAUCAUUAUCACCAUCAUAUAAUGAUACUACUGAUAUUACUAAUUCAGUAACGACAACAACACCUACAAUUAAAUCUACUACUACUACUACUGCUACAGAUAAUACUAAUAUUAAUAACAGUAAUAUGAGUGGAAAUACAAGUAAACUGAAUGUAUUAGCUCAAUCUGCCUUUUAUUAUUUGCAGUAUAAAGAUAACGCCAAAGAAAAUACCGAUGCUGCACCAAAUAUGUACAGUAAUUCUGUUCAACUUUAUGAAUUACCCGGGGAAAAUAAUCUGGAAUCAGUUAUAUGGAUUAUUGGUGAAUUAAUGUAUUUCAUAGGUAAUGAAAAUGAUUCACUUAAGAUAUUAUCUCAACUUGCUGAAUACUUUCUACAACAUGAAACUCUGAGUAAAGCUGAUGUAAUACAAUUGAGUUAUUUAGGAUUAAGCAUUGUAAAGAAGCUUCGUUAUCUAAGAUGUGAGAUGGAUGAUGAGUCUUUCGACGAUAAAAUAAUGCUCUAUCACUCACUUAUGCAUGAAAUUGAAUCAAAAAUUAUGGAAUGGAAGAAAGAAUCAUCAACACUUUUUGAUACAGGAGAAUGCGCUGUUGUAGAACAGAGAAUCUGCACAGCUUUAGCCUACUUAAAACUGUAUCAGCUGGAAUCGAUUAUCGGUGUUACAAAAAAUAGUAAUGAACAAUUGAAUUUAUUUGAAUAUCAAAUUAAUCAGUCAAUAGAAAGUGUAAAACAACUGAGUGAUCGACAUGUUGAUAAGCUGUUGUCAGCAAUGAGUAAAUAUCUUUUAGCCAAAUUAAGGCUUAUACAAAUGAAAAUGAAUGAAUACGAAUUUCUACUGAAACAAGCUAUAAGUGAAUGUAUCUCCGAUUAG